AUGUCAGAAGAAAAGGGAGCUUAUUUGGUCUUUGACAAUGCAUCGAAUGGGACUUUAUUUAUUGUAUGGAAAAAAGAAAAAGUUGAAAAUGCUUUAAUGUUUAUAAAACCAACAAAAGAGGUUCCAGAAUUUAAAUUCGUGAAUAGAAAUGGAAAAAAUGAAUUAAUCAGAAAUUUACAGUCGGACAAAAAAUUAUUUUAUUCUGGAAUAUGCCAAUUUGUUAAAGAAGCAAAAGAUAUAAAAGGAAAAUUAACUUUAUUACAACAUUUUGAUUCUUCUUUUCCUAUAAAAGUGGAUUUGUAUUUUUUAAAAGGAAGCAAGGUCAUGCCACUUAAUACAGGAGAACCUUUUGUUGUUCAAGACAUUGAUGCUAUGAGUGUUUUACCAAAAGGAUCAAGUUCAUUAAAAGUAAAAACGAUGGCAAAGGAUAUGUUUGUUUCUAGAGGGAAUACAGAAGGAGCUAGUAUAUCCUUUUAA
Molecule: messenger RNA, 477 nt
Organism: Plasmodium reichenowi
Lineage: Eukaryota; Apicomplexa; Aconoidasida; Haemosporida; Plasmodiidae
Exons: 3
Coding region: 1-477 (158 amino acids)
Source: RefSeq, a predicted model, not a curated record